Molecule: messenger RNA, 7249 nt
Organism: Amphiprion ocellaris (clown anemonefish)
Lineage: Eukaryota; Metazoa; Chordata; Actinopteri; Pomacentridae
Gene: rhbdf1b
Product: rhomboid 5 homolog 1b (Drosophila)
Exons: 17
Coding region: 2962-5319 (785 amino acids)
Biological process (GO): regulation of protein secretion; regulation of epidermal growth factor receptor signaling pathway
Cellular component (GO): endoplasmic reticulum membrane
Molecular function (GO): serine-type endopeptidase activity
Source: RefSeq, a predicted model, not a curated record
ACCUGAAGCUCUCACAGAUGCUGUAACAUUUUGGAGGAUUAGUGGGUUUUAGGACCCAAAAGUUGGUCAGCAGUCAUGACCCAAAGGCUGCGUCAGUCGUUUCAGAUCCAAUGAUCGUUGUAUGGACAAUGAUUCACAAAACAUCUGUGUUGCAUUUGAUUAAGGAAUCUUGUGUUUCAGUAUGAACAUCAUACCGCCUGAAUGAUGAGGAUGAAUGAGCUCAUAGGUAGAGUACAUAUAGUAUCGUCAGAACAUGCAGACUAAAAUUAUUUUCCAGACUUAAAUGUAUGUAAGAAAUAGUAAAAAUUUAAAACUGGAAGAUACUAAAAAUAAUGUAUUCCAGCUGUGAAACUGUAAUGCGUUGGUUAAAAAAAAUGUGAGCACUCAGAGUUACUGUAAAACUCAUGAGCAGGAUCAAAACACUUAUCUUUUGUCAUUCCAUGGUGGUAUUUAACUGACCACAUCUUCAACUCAGAAAAUGGUCCAACUUAUUUUUAGAACAACAGAUCUUGUGAACUACUUUGUAUAAAGUGAAAGAAGUCGAUUUUGGUGAAUAAGUCACAGAUAAUUAAGGCUCAGCUGCAGUUCCUCUCAACUCUGUACACUGUUUUAGCAUCUUUCAGCUCAUUGUUUUCGUUCAAAGCUUGCAUCUCUACUGAUUUCAAUUGAAAAGAUAUUUUCAGUAAAAAAGCCGUGAAACAGAUAAAGAUAAAGCAACAACUGGUGAACAUAAUGGAGCAUAUAGCAGCUAAAGAGGCAGAUUGUAAUUUAAUUGUAAACUAAAACAACUAAAUGGAGAGUGAAUAUUAAACUUACAUUCACCAGAGACAAAGCAACUGCUGGAUGUGCAAACAGGAAACUGCUCACUAACAAGUUCGACAUAUUACAUUAAAGAGGGACGUAAUGAUGUUGUAAUCAGUAGUCAAUCAGCAAAUUUAGAUAUCAACAACUGCUUUUUAACUAGUUAGAAUUCCAAGCCAGUAUAUCCAUAAUGUAAUUUUAAAUAGUACAAUUAAUUAUUAUUAACUAUGAAUAAGACAUUCAGUUAAAUCCAAGCAUAAAGAAAAGAAUGGGAUGUCAGCUAUUUUCUGCACAAAUAAAAUAGGAGUGAGGUUUUGUUGCAUCAAGACUAAAGCCUUCAUUUAAGACAAAUCCAUUUAUUGAUAGAAUCUAAAGUGACAGAGCAGGCGGCAGGUUGAGGAAACAUGAAUACACCACUUACUCACACAAUAUCUGGGGACUGAGGUGCACCACACAUCAAAGACUGAGGAUAAAUGCCAACUUUAACCACAUUUUUUCACCCCUUGCUGUCUGUAUUGACUAAGUUUUUGCAGAAAGUCUCAUUACCAUGUUGCUCUUUUAGUCUCUUUGUGCCACAGCUGUGUUGCUUUGUCUGUGACACAUGAAGAAUGCACAUAAGCAGUGUAUCAGUGUCGGUCCAGGUGGCACACAGGACCCCUGGGUUUGAGGCAGACAAUAUAAUACAAUUACUCAUACAGAUUUCACUCAGGCCACAUCAAAGCAGCUCCUGAAACGGCAUUAAAUUGAAUGUAAAUGUUUGAACACGGAGCCAAAACCUAGAGAAACGCUUUUCAAAGAAAGCCUUGACUUUAUCACGCCGGGGUUUAUUAGCUUUGCAUUUGAGUGAAAGAAACAGAGUUAAUGUGUUUGAAGUUUGUGAGAAAAUGACUGGGACUGAGAGAGUUUUGUGGAGGUUAGCAGGGGUACAUUGUCCUCAAAAGAGUUCACAAAUCUGGGAUGAAUCUUUACUAUUCAAACAUAGUGUGUGUUUGUGCAUGUAUGUGUGUGUCUGUGUGUGUGUGUGUGUGUGUGUGUGUGUGUGUAUAAUUUGCUGAGUAUCUGGGAGGACACUGUGGUGUUUGUUGACGUAAAGGACACUCGUAUGAGUCAUUUUUCAUGUUAAAGAGCCAUUUAUUUUGAUAGAUCAGGAGCUAAACGGAUAAUAAUUUAUCAGUCACGCUGACGCUCAUAAUGACGGGUGUUUAAAACUGAAGUUCACACGCUCAAUUUGAACUCUAUUUAACGCUCGACAGGAAUAGAGCUGCAAAGCAAGGUGGGGUUCAAGCUACAAGCUAUGAUUCAGAGAAACUAAACGUCUGUGCUAGUUUUCCUCCAGUGUGGGAGUAUAUAUGUGUGCAAGUGUUGUGUUCAGGCAUGUCCCAGUGCCCUCCCUCCAUCUCUCCUCCCUCUUAAUGUGUAUGAUGAUCUGGCUUCUCUCCCUCCUUCUAAUCGGCCACUUCCCCUGGAGAGCUGAGAGGGAGAACUGCUGUUUACAUGCACUCCUGCACAACUAGGUAGAUAGACAGAAAGAGACAGAGAGAGAGAGAGAGAGAGAGAGAGAGAGGGAAGGACCUCACUGGUGGUGAUUGUUGGAGAUCUGAAUGAGGGAAGCAUUCAGUUUGACAAGGACCAGUGCUGCUGUCUUCUUUGCUCAGUAGGUCACAUCCUUUGAUGUGAACUCUGGAGGAGGGAUACUGGGAGGCCUGCCAGCAGAGUCAGAGUUAUAUGGAAGCUUCUGUUGGAUGCUGGUGACACAAGUUCAGGAAAUGUAAGACCCUCCCGCAGCCUGCAGCCUUAUUGUGCGUUCAAUGAGCAUUUCCAGCUGGAAGAAAAACUGGAAGCCCUCUGCAGAUCUUUUCUCUUGUCUGACUGAGGAGAUCAGCGCCGGCUUUCCUCUAACCUCUGAUUAACUCGGGAGUUCACUGAGCAGGACGCUGAUGUUUAACAGAGCCCGGUCAUGUGUUUGUCCUCUGCUUUUGCGUAACAGCGAGGUAUUGCUGCCCCGGAUGUGAGGAAAUCCCCUUAUAGAACAUUGUAUGUGUGAUCUCCGAGGGAUCAGCUUGCAUCCUGCACGUCAGGGUUUAAUACUGGCUGGGAGUAAGCGGGGACAGCGCUGGUGAUGGAGGCGUCUCAGCUGCAUAGUUCCCGCCCCAAUCAGGUAUGACCCAGACCCUGAACCCCUCCUGGAGCUCUCUGGACAGGGGCACGGCUGACUGGUUCGGGGUGAGCAAGGACAGCGACAGCACCCAGCGAUGGAGGAGGAAGAGCCUGCAGCACUGCAGCCAUCUGUACGGGGGUCUGAAGCCGCAGGUGAUGAGGGAGAUGGAGCUACACAGCCAAGACAAUCUCUCCCUGGCCAGCACUGAGACCCCUCCUCCCCUCUACCUCCCACCCCUCCACCCCAAUCACCACCACUAUGGCAUGCAGAGGAUCGUAGACCCCCUGGCUCGGGGCCGUGCCUUCCGUAUGGUGGAAGAGGUAGAUGGCUUCAGUGUCCCGCAAACUCCCAUCACACCCGGCACCGCAUCGCUCUGCUCAUUUUCCAGCUCCCGCUCCGCCCUCAACCGGCUGCCACGACGACGCAAGCGGGAGUCUGUCGCAGUCAUGAGUAUCAAGGCUGCAGCAGCACUGAUGAAGGGCCGGACGUUAGGUGAAAGCACUGUUGGGAGACAUCGCAGGCGGAGUUUCAUGCCUCCUAGCUUCUUUGAAGACGACACUGUUGAUUUCCCUGAUGAUCUAGAUACUUCCUUUUUCACCAGAGAUGGCCUGCAGGAUGAGUUGUCCAGUUACGCUGAUGAGGUUUUUGAGACUCCAUCAGAAGCCGCUCUCAAACCGCUGGAUGAGAGCGAGCUCACUGGGAGUGCACUGGAUAAGAAUGAACUGGAGAGGAGUCACCUCAUGCUGCCCUUAGAGCGAGGAUGGCGAAAGGCAAAAGAUGGCUCUCUGGUCCAGCCUAAAGUGCGUCUCAGACAGGAGGUGGUUAGUGUCAACAGCCAUCAGCAGCGAGGACAGAGAAUCGUGGUUCCUGUUAAGAAGCUCUUCGCCCGAGAGAAGAGACCGUACGGGCUGGGAAUGGUCGGUCGUCUCACAAACCGGACGUACCGCAAGCGCAUUGACAGCUAUGUCAAGAGGCAGAUUGAAGACAUGGAUGAUCACAGGCCUUUUUUUACCUACUGGAUCACAUGUGUCCAUUUACUUAUAACCAUUCUGGCUGUCACUAUCUAUGGCAUUGCCCCUGUGGGCUUCUCUCAGCAUGAAACUGUUGACUCUGUAUUGAGGAACAAGGGAGUUUAUGAAAAUGUUAAAUUUGUGCAACAACAGAACUUCUGGGUGGGUCCAAGCUCUGAAGCAUUGAUUCACCUAGGAGCCAAAUUUUCCCCGUGCAUGCGUCAAGACCAAGAGAUCCACAGACUGAUCCAGGAGAAGAAAACGAAAGAGAGAGAAUCGGGCUGCUGCGUGAGGAACGAUCGAUCCGGCUGCCUGCAGACUUUACAAGAGGAGUGUUCGACUACCCUGGCAGUGUGGGUGAAGUGGCCUCAGCAUCCCAGUGCGCCGUAUUUAAAUGGAAAACUACGGCAGCAUGGUUCAGUCUGUCAUCAGGACCCCAGAAUUUGUCUGGAGCCAGCCUCAGUUUCCCCUCAUGAGUGGCCUGACGACAUCACCCAGUGGCCAGUUUGUACACGGUACAACUCUGGGAAUCACACCAACCUCGCCCACAUAGACUGUACCAUCACCGGCCGGCCCUGCUGCAUCGGAACCAAAGGACGAUGUGAAAUCACUUCCAGAGAGUACUGUGACUUCAUGCAUGGCUACUUCCAUGAGGAGGCGACACUCUGCUCACAGGUGGCCUGUAUGGAUGAUGUGUGUGGUUUGCUGCCUUUCCUCAACCCAGAGAUCCCAGAUCAGUUUUCCCGGCUGUGGCUGUCUCUGUUUCUUCAUGCUGGGAUCCUGCACUGCCUGGUGUCGGUGUUGUUCCAGAUGACGGUGCUGAGGGAUAUAGAGAAGCUGGCUGGCUGGCUGAGAAUCUCCAUCAUCUACAUGUUAAGUGGCAUCACUGGCAACUUGGCCUCUGCCAUCUUCCUGCCCUACAGAGCAGAGGUGGGUCCUGCUGGCAGCCAGUUCGGCAUCCUGGCCUGUCUGUUUGUGGAGCUGUUUCAGAGCUGGCAGAUCCUCGAGCGACCAUGGCGUGCGUUCGCUAAGCUGCUGGCCAUCUCAGUCUUCUUCUUCUCCUUCGGUCUGCUUCCUUGGAUCGACAACUUUGCCCACAUCUGUGGUUUUGUGUCAGGAUUCUUCCUGUCCUUUGCCUUCUUGCCAUACAUCAGCUUCGGGCGUUCUGAUAUGUACCGAAAGCGAGUCCAGAUCUGUGUGUUCCUGCUCAUCUUCCUGGGUCUGCUCUCUGCCCUGGCUGUUCUCUUCUACGUCUACCCUGUAAAAUGCGACUGGUGCGAGUACCUCACCUGCAUCCCCAUCACAGACAAGUUCUGCGAGAAGUACGACCUAAACGCACACCUCCUCUGAACAUCAGUCUUUGGAAUGUAACUGUUCUGUUUCUGCACUGAUGUCACUGACUGAUGAAGUUUAAAAAUUGGACUCUAAUGACCAGUGUUUCAGGAUUUUGACUGGACCUCUGAUUUCCACAUGUAGCUUUUAUGGAAAGGUACAAGAGACCCCACUAUGAAGAAAGGCAAUGCAUGAAAGCCUUUAGGUAUUUGACUUUUUAAAAAUUCACGUGCAUGAGAACAAAAUGAACAAUGUAAAGAAAAGGACCGUUGGUGUGACUGAUCUCUAGCUGGGCUAAUCAAUGACCGGUCACACUGGAAGACAGUUACAGACACUUGUUUCCUGCCAAAUUACUUACCUCUUCUCUUGUAAACAGCACCCCUUAGUGGCCAAAAGGAACUUUACAACCUGAGACAGCUGCAUGGGAGGAGCGGACAUGUGUUUUAUACUUUUUUACAGAUGUUCAGUCUUUUCCUUUUACUGGAUGUCCUUGGAGUUUAAACUUGCCAAGAAAUGAGGCCCUACAAUGCUUAAAUGUGCCUUAUUAAUACACAAAACCACACGAACGUUGUCUUCUUAUGCCGCAUUUAUGUCAGCAACUUCUGACAUUAACGUCUCGAGAAACCAUAGACUGUAUAUAACACAUGGACGUACUGUGACGUCACCCAUUGGUUUGUUGACCACAAUUCUGAAAUCUCGAGUUUGGUACUUUGACUACAUUUAACAUUGCUAUUCAACAAUCAAAAUCCAAGGUAUUAAACACAGCAAACAAGCUUCACACCUGAUCUACAUGAUGACCUUUUUACUGUAGCUAACACUGGUCCAGCUGUUGAAACAGAUUCCCAUAGAUACUGUUGCACCAACUCAAUCAGUCCAGGCAAUCUAUCAUUAUUUACGUCCACCUCUAAAUGUCUUAGAUUUAGCAGAUUAUCCCAAAUACACUUCAUCAUUGUAGUUUGAAUGUUGUUGGAAGCAUGUAGUCCUGCUGCUACUAAACAUUAGCACCAUUAGCCGCUUCUCUCUACUGACAGCCUCACAGCUCCUGGCCUGUAUUAGCGUUUCAACAUCCUAAUUUAGCUUUAGCAUUAGCCUCAGGUAGCUCGCUGAUUCAGAGAGCUGCACAGUUUAUCAACACGACACCCGCAUUUAGCAGUUAGACAGCAGUGAUGUCAGUAAACACACUUGUAACUCUAACCAGGUACUACAGCUAAUUUGUCUUAUCAGUGACUAUAUUUUUAAUCAGUUAAAUUAUCAACUUCAAUUAGCUGUUAAUCUUUAUAACAUUUCUAUUGAGAAUCUGGAACUUGUCAAUCACAAGGUAGCUACACCAUAAAGGAUAUCUUGCUUUAUUGUCCAUUUUCCUUUAAAUGGGACCGUAAUUGACUAAAUAAACAUUGUGCUGUAUUCUGAAAGUCUUGAAACUUACAAUUCAAACUAUAAACUUAUUAGGAAAACAUUUAUUAAUGUAACAAAUCAAGUGAGAAGGGGUUUAUUUUCUCAUAGACUUCCAUAUAAUAGAACUUUUUUUGCAACCAGAGGAGUCGCCCCCUGUCGGCUGUUACCAAAAAUGUAGUUUUAAAGCACUUCCGUUUCACUUUACUUAUCCAACCCAACCACUACAUCCAUCUUUUGUAUGCAGUCUAUGGUAGAAACUGCUUUUCACACUGAAAAAAAUCAUGUAAGAUAUGCUUUUACUUCAGUAUUUGGUGGCUGAAUUGCCAUUUUGUUUACUUGUCUGGAAACCUUUCUGCAACAGCCUUUAAUGCACUUCAGCCACACAUGGAUUGUUUUUUUUUAUAUUCACCCUGUGUUAAAUCUGUAAAGACAACACAUGUAGCUCCAUUGUGAAUAGCUGUUACGGAGGUGAAAUUGUGUAUGUGUGUGUUUUUUUUAUUAAAGACGGUGGCGUUUUAGCUACCUGACAAUAAAUGCAACAAGAAACAAAGUU